Molecule: messenger RNA, 2598 nt
Organism: Penicillium nucicola
Lineage: Eukaryota; Fungi; Ascomycota; Eurotiomycetes; Eurotiales; Aspergillaceae
Product: DNA topoisomerase 1
Exons: 6
Coding region: 1-2598 (865 amino acids)
Biological process (GO): DNA replication; DNA topological change; chromosome segregation
Cellular component (GO): nucleolus; chromosome
Molecular function (GO): DNA topoisomerase type I (single strand cut, ATP-independent) activity; DNA binding
Source: RefSeq, a predicted model, not a curated record
AUGAGCUCUUCGGAGGACGAUAUGCCUCUCGCGCGCGCGAAUGGCCGUGCCAAGUUUUCUCCGAAGACUUCCGAAGCCAAGAUGCCAACCUCGAGCUCACCGGGGACCAAUGGUCAUGUUGAACCUGGCGUUUCUAUUCGAUUCGGCCCUGUGGAAGACAAAGAUGUGAAGAUGGAAGACGCGGAUGCUGAUGAUGCGGGGCCUGCGAAGCGCAAAUCUCGAACAAGUAUUACCCAGCAAAAAUCUUAUGCAGAAAGCAGUGAAGAAGAUGAACCUUUGAGCAAACGCCGGCGCACCUCCGUGAAACACGAGGAUCCUGAGACAGAUGAAGAUGUUCCCCUCGCUCGCAAUGGACGAAAGCUUCCCAAGGCCACCGAGACCGCCAUUGGCGAGGAUUCCGACUCAGAUGUGCCACUUGACAAGAAGCUCACCGCGCAGAAGAAGAAGAUCGAAGCGGCGGCGGCAAAGGAUGCGCGCAAACCCGCCGUGAAGAAGGAGACCAAGCCUGCUCCCAAGAAGCAGACCAACGGUGUCAAGAAGGAGCCCGCGACCAAAUCCGCCGUCAAGAAGGAGCCUGCUGCUGCCAAAAAGAGCAAGGCUGGCACGGUGAAGGCAGAAAGCCAGGACGCGGAAGACAAUGACGAGGAGGAGGGCUACCGCUGGUGGGAAGACCAGAGCAAGGGCGACGGAACCAUCAAGUGGACCACCCUUGAACACAGCGGCGUUGUGUUCCCUCCUGAGUAUGAACUACUUCCAAAGAACGUCAAGAUGCGCUAUGAUGGUGUUCCGGUCACCCUCGAACCCGAGGCGGAAGAAGUCGCUGGUUUCUUCGGCAGCAUGCUGAACUCGGCCCAUAAUGUGGAAAACCCUGUGUUCCAGAAGAACUUCUUCUCCGACUUCAAGGAUAUUAUCAAGAAGACCGGCGGAGCCAAGGACCACAACGGCAACAAAAUCGAUAUCAAAGAUUUCACCAAGUGCGACUUCAAACCCAUCUUCGAAUACUAUGACGCCCAACGUGAAGAGAAGAGGCAACUGCCACCAGCCGAGAAGAAGCGUCUCAAGGCUGAAAAAGACGAGCAAGAAGCUGCGUACCAGUACUGCAUCUGGGAUGGUCGCAAGCAAAAGGUGGGCAAUUUCCGUGUGGAGCCGCCUUCUUUGUUCCGAGGCCGUGGUGAGCAUCCCAAGACCGGUCGCGUCAAGACUCGUGUGCAACCUGAGCAGAUCACCAUCAACAUUGGCAAGGAUGCAAAGGUUCCUCCCCCGCCUGCGGGUCACCAAUGGAAGGAAGUGAAGCACGAUCAGGAAGGUACAUGGCUUGCCAUGUGGCAGGAGAACAUCAACGGCAACUACAAGUAUGUCAUGUUGGCUGCCAACUCCGAUGUCAAGGGACAAAGUGACUUCAAGAAGUUCGAAAAGGCUCGUGAACUCAAGAAGCACAUUGAGAAGAUCCGCAAGGACUACGAAAAGAACCUGAAGCACGACAUGAUGGUGGAGCGUCAAAAGGCCACGGCAGUCUAUCUCAUUGAUCAGUUUGCUCUGCGUGCUGGAAAUGAGAAGGGCGAAGACGAAGCUGAGACCGUUGGCUGCUGUUCUCUCAAAUACGAGAACGUUACAUUGAAGCCCCCACAGACUGUCGUCUUCGAUUUCUUGGGUAAGGAUAGUAUUCGGUUCUACGAUGAAGUCAAAGUCGAUCUGCAAGUUUUCAAGAACCUCAAGAUUUUCAAGAAGGCCCCCAAGAAAAAUGGUGACGAGAUUUUCGAUCGCCUGACGACCUCUGCUCUCAACAAGCAUCUUCAGAACUACAUGACUGGAUUGACUGCCAAGGUCUUCCGUACUUACAACGCUUCCUACACAAUGGGCUCCGUGCUCAAGGAAAUCAAAACCACAGGUAGCACUGCUGCCGAAAAGGUCAAGGCGUAUAACGACGCCAACCGCAAGGUUGCCAUCUUGUGUAAUCACAAGCGAACAGUCACUGCCGGCCAUGCUAAUGCAAUGGAAAAGAUGGGCGAACGUAUCAAGGGACUUCGCUAUCAGAAAUGGCGUUUGAAGCAGCAAAUGCUCGACUUGGAACCUACUUUGAAGAAGAAGAAGGGUGCUGCCUUCUUUGAAAUUGACGAAGACCUCGAUCAAGAAUGGAUCAAUGAACACCAAGCUUUCUUGAUGGAGGAGCAGACCACAAAGAUCACCAAAAAGUUCGAGAAAGACAACGAAAAACGUGUUGCUGAUGGCGAAAAAGAAAUGAAGGCAACAGAACUCGAGGAACGUCUGCAGGUCGUCAAGGAGAUGGAGAAGAAAUUUAAGAAGGAGAACAAGACCGGCAAGGUCGAGGCCGAGGCCCGUGCUGCCACUGUUGAAAAGCUCGAAGCUGCAAUCGCCAAGAUUGAUCAGCGUGUCGAGACCAUGUCCGUCCAAGCUCAGGACAAGGAAGAUAACAAGGAAGUUGCCUUGGGCACGUCUAAGAUUAACUAUAUCGACCCUCGCCUAACGGUCGUGUUCAGCAAGAAGUUUGAUGUCCCCAUUGAAAAGUUCUUCUCCAAGGCCCUGCGUGAGAAGUUCGAGUGGGCCAUCAAGUCCGUUGAGGAAGACUGGGAAUUCUAA